CCACCGCCGCCGCCGCCGCCGCUGGUAUCUCAAUGGGCUUCUCCUGCGCGCCUCCCCGUGUCAGGACGAAUCCCGAAGCCGCGGCGCCUCGUGCAGGGGAACCAUCACUGCAGCUCGAGACCGGGUCCCGGAUCGGGGGCUACAGGGGGAGGCGACGGCGGCGGCAGCGGGAGCCCCACCGGGGGCCUGGAACUGGGGAACUGCCUCCGGCUUCACGAUGCCAGUAUGGACAGAAUAGCUUAUGAUGCUUAUCCCCACCUACCACUUCCGAGACAUUGAGCGGAAGCCAGAAUACCUCCAGCCUGAGAAGUGUGUCCCACCUCCUCAUCCCAGUCCUGUGGGAGCCAUGUGGUUUAUCCGCGACGGCUGUGGCAUUGCCUGUGCCAUUGUUACCUGGUUUCUGGUCCUCUAUGCAGAGUUUGUGGUCCUCUUUGUCAUGCUGAUUCCAUCCAGGGACUACGUAUAUAGCAUCAUCAACGGAAUUGUGUUCAACCUGCUGGCCUUCUUGGCCCUGGCUUCCCACUGCCGGGCUAUGCUGACGGACCCCGGGGCAGUGCCCAAAGGAAAUGCCACCAAGGAGUUCAUUGAGAGUUUACAGCUGAAACCCGGGCAGGUGGUGUACAAGUGUCCCAAAUGCUGCAGCAUCAAGCCCGACCGAGCACACCACUGCAGUGUUUGUAAGCGGUGCAUCCGGAAGAUGGACCACCACUGUCCCUGGGUCAAUAACUGUGUUGGCGAGAACAACCAGAAGUACUUCGUCCUGUUUACAAUGUACAUAGCUCUCAUUUCCUUGCACGCCCUCAUCAUGGUGGGAUUCCACUUCCUGCACUGCUUUGAAGAAGACUGGACAAAGUGCAGCUCCUUCUCACCACCCACCACGGUGAUCCUCCUCAUCCUGCUGUGCUUUGAGGGGCUGCUCUUCCUCAUUUUCACUUCAGUGAUGUUUGGGACCCAGGUGCACUCCAUCUGCACAGAUGAGACAGGCAUAGAACAAUUGAAAAAGGAAGAGAGAAGAUGGGCUAAAAAAACAAAAUGGAUGAACAUGAGAGCCGUUUUUGGCCACCCCUUUUCUCUAGGCUGGGCCAGUCCCUUUGCCACGCCAGACCAAGGGAAGGCAGACCCAUACCAGUAUGUGGUCUGAAGGACCCUGACCAGCACUGCCACUCAGAGACACAAACCGCAUCACAGCACUACCGUCCGAUCCAUUCUCAUGAAUAUUUAAACCGAGAAAGCAAAACAAGUACUCUAAAACUUUUUUUUAUGUCUCAAGUAAAAUGGCUGAGCAUUGCAGAGAAAAAAAUGGCCCCAUGUUUUAUUUUUAAAAGAUCAUCCUUUACUUUUUGGUGACCGAAGCUGCUCUUCUUUUUUCCUUUUUAAAAUCACUCCUCUGGCCUCUGGUUUCCUCUCUGCUGUCUGCCUGGCAUGACCACCGUGGAGGGUACUCUCUGCGGGCAGCACCCACCACUACUAACUGAGUGGGACGGGAACCUGGAGCGUGGAUGGACCCGUCCAGAUGCCUGGCUGGGGAUGUGUGGGAGAGCCAGGAGGGCCCGUGAGCUCCCACUGCCCAGGAGGCAACGGGGGCGCCCCAUGUGAACUUAAAACCUGUCCGAAGAUGGAUCCUGCCCCUUGUGGCCCGAGAGGGGCAGGAUCAGGGCUGGAGCCCUAAGACGGGCCCUUGGCACAGCGACUUCAUCCCCCAUGUGAACAUGGUUUGCCUCCUAAUUCAUGAAAUCAAUUGCCUGCCUUGUGCUUUAUGGGCUUGGGGUGUGUAGAUGACUUUUGGGGGAGUGAGAAGAUGAAAGAGGUCUUAUUUGUAUUCUGAAUCACCAAUUAUAUUCCCUCUGAUCAUUUGAAAAAGUGUGAAGGAAAGAAGUUCUUCCAGUUCAAAAUGCCUUACACAAUCAAAAGAAGAAAAAAAUUACACAAUUCUAGGUGAGCUACGCUUUCCUCUUCUAAAUCCUUUUACUCUCUUACCUCCUCACGUCCCUCCCUCUCCCAGCAGGACGCCAGUGAAGCAGUGUUAACACUGCCUCCAACAGCCAGUCUCCAUCACAUGCAGCCCUGCAGUCAGCCCUUUCAAACUCUGUAAAUCUCUAAAGCGGGUUCACUUUCUGAUAUUCCAGACCCAUAAAUGUACAUGUCUUACCUGUAUUUUAACCUGGGAGACUGUUGUCCCGGCAUGGGGCUGACCAUGACACAGGGGUGACAUUAUAGCCCCCAAACUUUUUUAAGCUGGUAGAUGACCAUCCUAUUUGCUGGAAUCAGCAGAUAAACAUGGGACUGAAUUGCUCUUCAUUUGGAGGCACUUGCUGGGUUGUCUGAUUUGAAAGAGGCCUGAAGGCAGUGGGGUCGGGUGAGCGGAGAAUGCAGAAAAUAGGGAGCACCCAUCAAAUGCAGAAAUCACAGGAAUCUGAACACUGACCAUCUGUGGACUCUCACACGUGGGUUGUUUUUUUUAUGUGAUCGCUGCAAACCUUUUACUGCUUUUGCUUGAGUGGGGGAUAAGGUUUAUUAAAUCCGAUCCUGGAUAGAGAGAAAGUUAUCAAGCCAUGUAAUUUUUCAGGAAAGUAAGUGGAACAUGCUGCCUUUUCAAUUCUGUCAGUGCUUCCACAUGGAAGCAAAAUGCAAUAAAAUUUUUCCAAAACCUGUUCUGAUUGGACUCUGCUCUCUCACAGUUACCCUGCAGGGAGAGCGGAUUGUCCAGUCAAUGCAAGCUGGUACUGUUAGGGCGUUGUUUCAUUGCUUUUAAAGGACAUUAUUUAGGCUCCCUCCACUGAUGAGGUUUUUGUUGUGUCCCUUUUGAAGGGACAGGCUCGCCCCACCAGGCCUCCUUUGGCUUUCUCAACCUGAACCCCUUCCCUUGUGCUUCUGGGCUAACAGGAGCCAUCGAGUCUGUGGAGUUGCCACAAGGGUCGGCACUGGGGAAAGACCCAUUUCCUCUGCCCACCCAGCAGAAAGCAAAGCCAAGAGGAGGUCCCUGCAAACAUCCACAAGCAUUCUGGCACAUGGCUCUGGGAGGCUCUCCACCACCCCUCAGAUGUUAACCCAACUGACCUUUGCUAAAUCAGUUAAUUUUGACUUGCUUCUACUGUGCUACUUAUGCUGUAGUCAAGGCUGAGAACUAGGUUUUCUUUAUGCUGUUUUUAAAUCUAGUUUAUAGCAUUUAUUUCCCACAAGCCUUUUUUGUUUUGUUUUGACAGUUCAGGUGUUUGAAGAAGUGUGGCUGUUAAAUGAUCCUAGAGCAGUUUAGGAGGCCCUGGGCCUGCUACACCCCUCAGGCGUCCAGCCCUUGGAAGGCAAUGCUGUCGUUCUGUUCCUCCUGCUUGGGGAGGGAGACUAGAACUCGGGGAAUAUUUUCUAAAUGUUUAGAUGGCCUCAAAAUAUUCCAUCUUCAAGGGCAUUUUUUAAGUGACCCAGGUUGGUUCUUUUCCCUGUGGAAUUUCUAAGGACCACAGUGGAUAGUGCUGAAGAUGGAGUUUUCUUGAGUCCUAAAAAUAGAAACUCGUUUAAACCUGAGCACACCACAUGAUGUCUUUCCCAGAGGCAAAGGCUCCUGACACCCUCGUGAUUCUACCUCUGGGUUCUUACAAGCCAUUUGGCUGAAAGACUGAAUGUCCUCCUGCUCUCAAGAUAGAGGGAAAUGCUGCACUCAGAAGAUAGCACCCCAAGAUUCCCUGUGGCUUUCCUAUUUCAUUUUUCUUGAGAUGGAAAACAUCUUGCUGAGAGCAUAAUGACUAUGGAUGUGGCUGUUGCAUGCAGCAUAGUGCCUAGUCCACAACAUGGUGUCCGCCCAGGGAGAAAGGCAUCCCCGAGGUCUCCCCAGCAUUCCUAGCCAGCUGAUGAAGGAGGACAGCUGUCUACACCAAGGCAUCCUGAGCAUUUUGCCUCAACACAAGAGUUGUGACAGCACUGAAUGGUGCACACCUGGGAGAGGAGCCAGUGGUAACCACAGUCUUUCAAAACUUGGGCUUUGGAGAGUGGCAGUGGAAAAUAAAGAGGGAAGUGGCGUGACAGGUUGGAGCAGGUGAUUCCUUCCUGCCUGUCAACCUCAGGUUUGUGUUCGUAGUGACCAGACUGAACAUGCAAAAGGCCCAGGUACAAACACAUGCACACAUAUUUGGAUGGGCUUGGUGACCUCGUGCACACAGAGGGAAUCUGGGUGCAGAUGUGUGAGCCAAGUCUUUCAGUCAUACCAUUUCAUCUUUCUAAUACUUUUUUCUUGGAAGAACCAAAAGUGAGACACCUUGAAUCACCAGCUUUUGCUUAUUCUGGCUCGGCUGCUUGGGAAGUUAAAAUCCACCUUCCUGACACAGGAAUCUUACAGGUGAAGUAAAUUAAAUGUUUAUUGAGCCCUAUGUCAGGCGGCAUCAUUUAGAAAGCCCAGACCCUGGGUGGUGGCAGUGAGCUCUCCCAGCCAGCCUGAUGGGCUUUAAGUUUCUCUCAUUUCAAGUACAUCAGCCCGAAGAGUGGGCCAGCCAGGUGAGGCUAGGGUCUAGGCGCAGAAGGAGCCCUUAAAUACCAAAGAAAUGUGAAGAGGAAGUUUGUGCUGCAAUCUCUCUCAAGAAUCUCCUUGCUGGCAAUACACUGAAUCAGUGUGCCUCAAAGCCUGACACCCAGACCAGACCAGCAUCAGCAGCGCCCGGGACCAUGUUGAAAUGCACAUUCUCAGGCCCCACACCAGGCCUGAGUCAGAAACUGAGGGCAGGGCCUAGCAACCCAGGUUGUACCAGCCCUCCAGGUAUUUCCGGUGCAUGCUCAAUCCUGAGAAUCUACGUGGGGCGUCCAGGGCUCCCCUGGAGAUGGUCCCUGAUGCCCGGUGAUGAUGUGGUCUCGGGUGCUGCCGGACUCAGCGUGGUGCCAGGCUGGGUCGACUGAGCCCCUCUCCCCUCAUGCCUGCAGCCUGACCAGCAAACACAUGCUGAGGAAACAGGGAAGUCUGGUCAAAGGGGAGCCAAUUAUGAGUGUGCCCAGCAGUCUUACCACACUUCUCAUCUGUCCAACCAGUUUCUGGACCAAGGGGCCCUCUGGAUGAAGAACACUUGAGAGGGGAAGGAGUGGAGCCGGGGUCCCCCAGGCAGGAAUGGUAGCUGGGAGUGAACAGCCUGGGGCCCGGCCUUGGUUUCCAUCUGUGGGCCUCAACACCGCGUGGCUUUUCCCUUAGUUCGCAGAAUCACCUCAUAGGAGAUAAAGAAUUCAGUGAAACAGGCUAUCGGCCAGUCUACUCUCCCAAACUGAAGACUUGGUUUCCUCGCCCUCUCCCUCAAGAAAAAAUCAUCAAUGACUUUAACAGCGUGAUCAUACUCUCGCAAAGCGGAGCGGCCCACAGGGACCCCUCCCGGUCUGCGCACGCAGGAGCUGGCGAGACCGAUCCAAGGGAUCGUGAAAGCAUCGCAGAGUGGCGGCUGCGAAGCCCUGGGGAAGGUGCGCGCUCCGACAGGGACAUGAGGGGUGCCCUGGAUUUCUCCAGCUGCCGUGAUGCAGUCUAGUGAUGGGGUAUUUGGGCCCUGGCCUCAGUCCUUGGUUCAGAUCCCCUUCCUAUCUGUCCUUAGGCAGUAACUUACUUGACCCUCAGUAUUCUCAUCUGUAAAAUCAGAGAGAUAAUCUAGAUCACAAGGUCGAUGUGAGGAUUAAGUGGGAGUAAUGAACCUUAAUGUUAAUCCAGAUGGUGUCUGGUGAAUGGUGUGGCUUAGUGAAUGUGGGCUCCAUUAGAGCAGUGUUUUCAAAUCAUGGUCACAGCUGUUCCAGAUUUGUGAGGUCAUUUUAUUGGUUCACAACAGCAUUUUUUAAAGAAAUAAAAAAUAAUGUAUUACACA
This is a messenger RNA of Manis pentadactyla (Chinese pangolin), 5816 nucleotides long. RefSeq names its product zinc finger DHHC-type palmitoyltransferase 3 (gene ZDHHC3). NCBI's taxonomy places the organism in Eukaryota, Metazoa, Chordata, Mammalia, Pholidota, Manidae. The record is from RefSeq and is a predicted model, not a curated record. Gene Ontology annotation, cellular component: Golgi apparatus; endoplasmic reticulum. Gene Ontology annotation, molecular function: protein-cysteine S-palmitoyltransferase activity. Bases 242 to 1141 code for a protein of 299 amino acids. Gene Ontology annotation, biological process: peptidyl-L-cysteine S-palmitoylation; protein targeting to membrane. The transcript is spliced from 7 exons.